AGUCGUGUUUCUUUCAAGGAGGCACAUGGUGCCUUUGCUAAGUCGGUGGCUCCUCGAUGGGCUUCAAGAAAGGUCGUGCAGCGCGGUCUGCAAACCUGCUGGCCGCUCCUGGCGACGCCCCUCAGGACAGGUUUGCCGCGGAGACUUCGCCCGUGAUAGUGCGACAUGAUGGCGGCACUUGUGUGAUCUACGUGGAUCCCACCGGUUCGGAAUAUAAUGUCGACGUGGCCCUGAUGGAGCAGUUGAACACGCGCACAGGCACUCGCAGACGUGUCUUUCGGCUGCAGGGACACGGCAGGGUCUGGCCAGUGUGGCAGUUCGAGGCUGCGACUGAGGGGUGCCGGAGAUACACGCCUCCGAAGUGCGUCGUCUUCGCCUUGGAGGAGCGCUUCAGGAUUUUACAUGAGGAUUGUGCUGACCACUCUGGGAUGCAUCCGCACAAAGCUGCGGUUGCCGAGCUUGACGAGGCAGCGCUGUGGAAGCUAGUGGAAUGCUUAGAGGAGGCAUGCUGCGAGAAGGGGGCUGAUGACAUACGCAAGCAGUGGACCUCGGAUAUGCCUACCGAGGAUCUCACGUCUAUGCUUGCUUAUUCGUCCGCGUCGAUCAUGCCCAGUGACCGCAGCCCAGAUGAGUCCCUUGAGCAAGUGAUGACGCUGGUAAGAGCAGUUCUUGUCGACAAGGUCUUACAACACGCACUCGCCGAGCGUGUUUUGCAGGCACCCUGGCCGCACCAGCGGCUAUUGCGGGCUGCACGUUGCCUCCUGCGCUGUGGCUGGAGGCCUCUUCCUUCAAAUUGCCGGUUGGUAGCUUUGGGUAGUGGGAGUCUGUCAUUGUUGAGAUUGUUAUUGGAUGCUGGGGUGGAUGUCUGUGGCCUCGUGCUAUUUGAACCUGGCAAAAAGCGGGCAAAGCAAAGCCAGUCAGAAGGUAGUUGGGUGCAGUGCAGCAAGAAUGCGCUCAGGGCCUUGAUGGCGCGAGGUGCUGUUCUGGGUGAGGGCGCACCGCGUUCGAAACUCUUGAAAAAGCUAGAGGAGGAUGGCGAUGCCCUCUGGGUGGAGCGUGCGCUAGACGGACUGCAGCGAGCGUGCCCAGAGCUUCCAGAUGUUGUUCUCCGUCGUCUUCGAGAAUUCUGUUGAAGUUAGUUGCGUAGCCUCGUGGAGAUUUGCGAAGGGUUCCACGUGUGUACAUAUUCACUUUCUUGUGCCAUUUUUCCGGUGUGUAGAUUGUUGCGCAUCUCCCGCCGAAGAUUUUCACUGUUGGAGACAAAUCAGGGUACAAGAGACCGGGUUUGGAUUCGCCGCCUCCAUACAUAUCCGUUUUGUUGUGUUCUUAGCGCGUCAUAACUAAACCAGCUUGAAAGUCAGCGAGUUCGUUCCGAUUCGGGCUAUAAUUGUUAGUGUCUGUGAGGUAGUUUCGAUACUGGGCAUGUGAGGGCAAUUGCAGGCUGUGUUCUUCCCGGUUUCCCGUCGGAGCCCGGUGUAACGCCGUGCCCGCCACUGAUCGCUUGUUCGUUUGUUAUCGAUGGAGUUGUCCAUUGAUUGGUUUGACUCACUGGUUGGCGUAUGAAUGUCCGUGUACGCGUGCC
Prorocentrum cordatum is the source of this 1582-nucleotide messenger RNA. Lineage: Eukaryota; Dinophyceae; Prorocentrales; Prorocentraceae. The record is from the annotation of a GenBank genome assembly.